Molecule: messenger RNA, 595 nt
Organism: Phascolarctos cinereus (koala)
Lineage: Eukaryota; Metazoa; Chordata; Mammalia; Diprotodontia; Phascolarctidae
Source: RefSeq, a predicted model, not a curated record
GCCACAAGCUUCAUUCCAACCUGCUUCUGAAUAUAUAAAAUAUUGGUCCGUGGUGGGGCCACCUUAUUCUCUGUCCUCACACCAGAAUCUGAAGAAAGAAUCUGAGCCCAAAGUCUGAGGACACGCUGCAGAGGAUCAUGAAAGCCCUCAUCAUCAUCGCUGUCAUCGCCAUGACACUUGGCUCCCUGGCCUCUCAGGACCAGGAACGAGAAAAGCGAAGUUUGGAGAGUGGCAGUGAUGAACGGUUUUCUCGGUUUUAUGGGAACCGUUACUGGUAUCCAUUUGGACCCUACCAACCCUACCCACCCUACCCACCUUUUGGCUACCCCAGAUAUCCAUGGCUGUGGUAUUACUUUGUCUCAGCACCGCCUCCAGCAUCAGCUGCUCUUUCUAAAAAAAAUAAGUCAAACAGAGGACCAUGAGGUCAUGCUCAAAUUCAACCUUGACUUCAUGUUCUCUAAAAGCUGCCUGCUCGAAGAAGGCAUACUGAGGCCAAAGAGGAAACCUUUGUUGACUCAUAUCUUUGACUCAAGGCAUUUAACUAUGUUCAGUGUGAUACCUCUUCUAUAAUAAACAUUAAUGGCAAAUGUUUCAA